Messenger RNA from Ilyonectria robusta, 564 nucleotides. RefSeq lists its product as uncharacterized. The record is from RefSeq and is a predicted model, not a curated record. The coding region runs from base 1 to 564 and encodes 187 amino acids. Lineage: Eukaryota; Fungi; Ascomycota; Sordariomycetes; Hypocreales; Nectriaceae. The transcript has 2 exons.
AUGCCGGCUAAACAAGAUUGCGAUAUUUUAAAAUCGCUGUUUGAUGACGAGCUCAACCUUGUAGGCGUACUGGACUGGGAAUGGAGCUUCGUCGUCCCAGCACAGAUGCUAGCCCCGCCAGUCUGGCUAAGCGGCGGCGACCCAAAAUGGAUGUUCAUCGGCACGAAUCUAUUCUACAACGAGGUUGGCCGUCUUGUCGCCGCCGUCCGAGGCCGAGAGCGAGCACUCCAGGUCCCGCCACGACUCUCUCAAGAAUGGGCCAAGUCAGAAGCGUGGUGCCAUACGGCCGUAGUGGUUGCCCUGUUGAGCCCAGACCUGACCUACGACGCCUACUGGGACUUUGUAUUCUACGAGGCUGAAGAGCCGAGACCGGAGGAACCCGGCUUCGACUUUCGGGCAUUUUACAUGAGAGCUAUUCACCCUCGCCUGAUAGCCUUUAUGGAAACCCCAGAGCGGAAAGCUUUGCUCGCGCGCAAGGAGGAGGAGCAGAUACGCUUUUUUAAGGACGAGAAGGAGUACUUUGGCAACCCGGCCGCACGACAGAUAGCGGGAGAGGGUUUGUGA